This is a messenger RNA of Emiliania huxleyi CCMP1516, 897 nucleotides long. RefSeq lists its product as hypothetical. The record is from RefSeq and is a predicted model, not a curated record. Gene Ontology annotation, molecular function: phosphatase activity. The transcript has a single exon. NCBI's taxonomy places the organism in Eukaryota, Haptophyta, Isochrysidales, Noelaerhabdaceae. The coding region runs from base 1 to 897 and encodes 298 amino acids.
AUGCGACCACUCAUCCCGCUCGUGCUCACCCGCGCGGUGGUCGCGGCGGCGAGCGCUCCGGCCUCGUGCCGCCUGCUGCUCGUCCGGCACGGCGAGACGAACUACAACGCGGCGGGGCGGAUACAAGGCCGGCUGGAGUCGGAGCUCACGCAGACAGGCCUCGAGCAGGCGGAGAAGCUAGGCGCGUGGGUCGACGCCUCCUCAGAGGCGCUUGCCGUCGACCGCGUCUUUGUCUCGCCUAAGCGGAGGACGCGGCAGACGCUCGCGGGCAUCGAGUCGGCGCAGCGCGCGCCACUUCCGGCGGCGGAGGUGCGGCCGGGCCUGCGCGAGAUCGAGCUGACGGUAUGGGAGGGCUCGCUGCGCAGCGACCUCGCCGAGAGCGAUCCGCGCUGGGAGCAGUGGAAGGCGCGCCCCGACGGCUUCUCGUUUGAGGAGGACGGCCACGCUCCGCUCACUGACCUCAAGCGGCGCGGCUGCCUCGGCCUCUGUGCCAGCGCGGGCGCGAGUGGCGUGAGCGUGGGCGACAGCUGUAGGCGGGCUGCCGAGGAGUGGGCUGCGUUGGUCGCGGCGACGCCGGGCGGCUCGACGAGCCUCGUCGUCGCGCACGGCGCCUUCAACCGCGUGCUCGUGCAGACGGCGCUCGGGCUGCCGGUGGACGACUUCGGCUUCAAGGACGGCCACUACGCGUUUGAGAAUUGCGCGCUGGUGGAGCUGCGCUGGGAGGCUGGGCAGGCGCACGCGUCCGCCUGGCGGAAGCGCUACCCGGCGCCGUCCGAGUGGAGGUCGAGGGAGGCGGAGGAGGUGCGGCGGGCGCGGGCGGUUGAGGCAGGGGAGCCGCCGGACGUCGAGGAGGCCGAGCACGGUGGCGCGGGGAGGAGGAGGAAGGAGGAGCUCUAG